ACACCAUAGCUCGUCCUCACUUCUUUCAGACUGUCAAGAGAAAAACUUCAACAACAUUCUGUGCUGUAAUCCGCAUAAUUGCAUAUCGACUCCAGAAAAUGGAAUCAAGGAAAGUAGUGAAUUUUUCACCCGGGCCUGCAAAACUACCCGAAGAGGUAUUAGACCGAGCCCAGAAAGAAUUUUUAAACUACAACAAUACAGGUGUUAGUGUAAUGGAAUUAAGUCACAGGUCAUCAGAUUUUACAAAGAUUAUUGGUAAUGCAGAAAAAGAUUUGAGGGACUUAUUAGAUAUUCCUGAUAACUAUAAAGUGAUAUUUGUUCAAGGCGGUGGAACUGGACAGUUCUCAGCAGUUCCUUUAAAUCUGAUAGACUUGAAGGAAGGUGCAACAGCCGAUUAUAUUGUUACUGGAAGUUGGUCGGCUAAAUCUGCAAAAGAAGCAGAGAAAUAUGGCAAAAUUAACAGAGUAUUACCUAAAACUGAUAAAUAUACAGUUAUACCAGAUCAGUCACAGUGGAAAUUAAACCCAGAUGCAUCCUAUGUUUAUUACUGUUCUAAUGAAACAAUACAUGGUGUUGAGUUCCAGUUUGUACCAGAAACUAAUGGUGUACCUCUUGUCUGUGAUAUGUCUUCUAAUAUACUCUCUAAACAUAUCAAUAUCUCAAAAUUUGGUUUAAUAUUUGCCGGUGCACAGAAAAAUAUUGGUUGUGCUGGUGCUACAUUAGUUAUUAUACGUGAAGAUCUGAUUGGGUUUGCUGAUCCUGUUUGUCCUAUUUUAAUGGACUAUAAGACACAAGUUGGCAAUAACUCAGUUUAUAAUACUCCACCUACUUACAGCAUUUAUAUAAUGGGCUUAGUAUUUCAAUGGAUCAAAGAACAGGGUGGUGUUCAUCAAAUGGAAUUAAAUUCCAAGAAGAAAUCAAGUUUACUAUAUGAUAUUAUUGAUAAUUCUAAUGGAUUUUAUCAGUGUCCAAUUGAAAGGGACAGUAGAAGUCGUAUGAAUAUAACAUUUAGAAUAGGUGUAAAUGAAGAAGAUGAAGCAUUAGAAAAACGAUUUAUUGAAGAAGCUCAUCAGAGUGGGUUAAUUUCAUUGAAGGGUCAUAGAUCUGUUGGUGGUAUCAGAGUAUCAGUAUAUAAUGCUGUACAUGUACACGAAGCUGAAAGACUGGUAGAUUUUAUGAGAGAUUUUCAAAGAGCCAACCAGUAAGAUGCCAUGCGUAACUGGGUUAAGACUGUUAGUAAUUAUUAUGUUUUAAAAAUGUAAAUACAACAUGUUGUACAUUCAGUUUGUUUAUGUUCUAGCUUUAAGCUUUGUACAUUAUGUAAAUAUUCUAGUUUUAAGCAUUGUACAUUAUGUUAUGUAAAUAACUGUUGAUACUCAUUUUAACAAAAUAAAUCAUUUUUACUGUU
Molecule: messenger RNA, 1408 nt
Organism: Patella vulgata (common limpet)
Lineage: Eukaryota; Metazoa; Mollusca; Gastropoda; Patellidae
Product: phosphoserine aminotransferase
Exons: 10
Coding region: 99-1205 (368 amino acids)
Biological process (GO): L-serine biosynthetic process
Cellular component (GO): cytoplasm
Molecular function (GO): pyridoxal phosphate binding; O-phospho-L-serine:2-oxoglutarate transaminase activity
Source: RefSeq, a predicted model, not a curated record